AUGAAACGGGAUGACCUGCAAGGCAUUCGAGGCCUUGCUAUUGGAGCAGUUCUCGCGUUUCACUUUUUCCCUAAAACCUUCCCAAAUGGGUAUAUUGGAGUAGAUAUGUUUUUUGUGCUUUCUGGUUUUCUAAUGACAAUGAUUUUUGGGUCCAAGCCAAUUAAUUCUGAUUCAGUUUAUCAAUUCUAUUUUCGUCGAGCCAAGCGGAUAUUACCACUUUAUUUAUUGAUAAUUUUUGUUGGUUGCAUUUUAGUAUUCUUUCUGUUCCCCAACACUUUUGUAUCAAUGAAUAUGGAUUCAGCAUGGAACUCUAUUUUCCUGUAUCAUAAUAUGGCUGAGCACUCGGAUAACAACAUGUACUUCAAAAUGUUGAAUCAAGCCGAAGAUAUUUUUACUCAUACCUGGUCGUUAUGCGUUGAAAUGCAAUUUUAUCUGCUAGCUCCCAUUAUAUUCAUCUUCCUUUCUUUCUGCUCAACUGGGAUGUUUUUAGCUGUGUUUCAUCUGAUUUUAAUUUCCAUAUCACUAGGAAAUCAUUUGUUAUCGACCGAGCAGGCUGCUUUUAAUAAUGUUUUCUGUCGAGUAUGGCAAUUUUUAAUUGGUUCCGCAGUUUUCUUCCUCUCGCGAGAACUCAUUGAUUUGGAUACCAAAGUUAAUAAAUACACAGAACUUCUAUUGGAGGAGAAAUCCGAAGAAUUAUCAGAUGAAGAAAAUGAGAAUAAUGAUGACGAAGAAUUGAUUAUGAAACCUCGACAAAAUUUGAGCAGAGCUCCUUUUUAUAUUUUACUUUGGUCUUCAUUAAUGUUUUUGGUAUUCUUGUCUUUUGCACCAUGGACUAUUCCAGAAGCGGCUUUGAGAAUGACCUGUACAUUCCUUUCCGGCGUUGUCAUUUUAACUGGAACAUUGUGCGACAUUAAUCCCAUGAAAAAUCGAGUAUUGGUGUACACUGGUGACAUUUCCUAUAGUUUAUAUCUGGUUCAUUGGCCGAUUUAUGUAUAUGUAAAACAUUAUUAUGAGAAUCAGUUGGCAGCUUAUCUCCUUGCAAUCGUAAUUGCAGUUAUUCUUGCAAUUAUAAUAUCGGAGACUUUUGAAAAAUGGUAUUUGACAAUUGGAAAACAGGAAAUCAUGUUUAUGAUCUUAAUAUUCUAUGUAUCUAUUGUGUUAAUUGUUGUGAGGAAAGAUAUCAUCUCAAAUUUUGUGGAAAAAGUUAAAUAUGGGCAUGAAGAGAUCAAGGUUCACACAACUUUUGAAAAUGUUACUUUAAAACAAGCUAUCGCACUGAACAAAAAAUGGGCUCGAGAGGAAUACAAAGAUCUAAUCAUUCCUAACUGUUACCCAAAUAAAGCAGAGCAUGGAUUUUGUGAAUUUGAUAAAUCGAAUCUAACCGGAGAUUUGACUGUUUUUCUUGUUGGAAAUAGCUUGACCCCAAAUCUAGGAUCACUUGUGUUUAAAACUUUCAAGAACCACGCAAAAGUGAUGUACAAAUAUAGUAAUUCUUAUUGUGAAAUACUAACGGUUGCUAAUGAGAAAAAAUGUCGAAAAGCCCAUGAUACUUACGAAGAAGAGGUGUUCAAAAAACUUCCAGAUAUUUUGUUCAUGCUUGAUAGACCAGACAAACUUCGACGGCCGUUGACCGAACCGCUGGAGAAAGAUGAUAUUUUCAAGGAGGCACUGGCAACAUUGAGAAAAUAUGAGAAUAAUGUGAAGAAGAAAAUUUAUUUGCUCGAAUCCUACACACCACCAACAAACUUAAAACUGUCUACAUUUGCAAAAAUCUUAGAGGAUGGGAAGAAUGUGACUCAGAGUUUGUACAAAGUUGAUUUCUCAUAUCUCAAUGGACUUCGAAGACAGGAAGAACUUGUGAAAAAGUGUUCAAAAUGCGAAUUAAUUCGUAUAUCCGACGUGUUAUUCAACGGGAACCGGACGAGAAGUUACGAUGAAAAAACGAAGUUAGGAUACUAUUACGAUGGACUUCACAUUACACCGUUUGCUCAAAAUCUCAUUCUACCACUGUUCCAGAAUGCUUCCGAUCAUUUUCAAUAGAUAAUAUUAUUUAUGUAUCACUUAAUUUAUAUUUCAGCCGGUUUCUCUUUCUGUGUAUGCAUUUUAUGCUUUAUAAUUUUUUUCGGGUAUUUAUUUUCUCUGCUCUAAAAAAGGCUUGAGAUCAAAAAUGUUUUAUUAGACAACUAAU
Caenorhabditis elegans is the source of this 2188-nucleotide messenger RNA. It is a transcript of the gene oac-8, whose product is annotated as Acyl_transf_3 domain-containing protein. Gene Ontology annotation, molecular function: acyltransferase activity, transferring groups other than amino-acyl groups. Bases 1 to 2040 code for a protein of 679 amino acids. The transcript is spliced from 12 exons. The record is from RefSeq and is marked reviewed. Lineage: Eukaryota; Metazoa; Nematoda; Chromadorea; Rhabditida; Rhabditidae.